AUGAAUUCAAAAUACUUAAUAACAAGUAUAUAAAGGAGCAUUUGCUAUUUAUUCUAUUGUCUUUUAUAAUUGAUUAUAUCAACAAUGCUCUUGGCAUAUGUAAGAUGAGAAAUCAAUUUAUUACAUAUUAGGUCCUCCUUGAUGAUUAAAAGUAAUUCAUAUUUGAUAUAUCAAGAGUCUAUAGAAACCAAUAGUUCUCAUUUUAGAAGCCCUAUUGACAUUGACAAUUUGUACUGAUAUUGCUCUUAAAGUUAUAACAGAAGGAAUAGUAUUAUAUUUUAUUAUUUUAUAUUUUAACACUAAUUAAAGGCAUUCUUCACAGCUGCUUGGAAUAUUUUUGAUUUUUGUGCUUUUUUAUCGAUAAUUGCCUUUAUAAAAUUGCAAUAAGAAGUAUAUUAUGAUGAAAUAUUUGGAAUUUCACUUAUUUCAAUGCGUUAUUUAUCACUUACUGUUCGUUUAGUUGUUUUGCUAAAAUAGUAUUGUUUUUAAUAAAUCUAUAUUAGAUCUUAUUUUGUUUAAAUGAUGCAAUAAUAAAGAGAUAUCUUACUUUUCAAAAAAUCCAGAAAUCAAGAUCAUAGUAUGUUCUGA
Paramecium sonneborni is the source of this 588-nucleotide messenger RNA. The record is from the annotation of a GenBank genome assembly. Lineage: Eukaryota; Ciliophora; Oligohymenophorea; Peniculida; Parameciidae.